Zygotorulaspora mrakii is the source of this 1092-nucleotide messenger RNA. RefSeq names its product pantothenate kinase (gene CAB1). Gene Ontology annotation, molecular function: ATP binding; pantothenate kinase activity. Gene Ontology annotation, cellular component: cytosol; nucleus. Bases 1 to 1092 code for a protein of 363 amino acids. Gene Ontology annotation, biological process: coenzyme A biosynthetic process. Lineage: Eukaryota; Fungi; Ascomycota; Saccharomycetes; Saccharomycetales; Saccharomycetaceae. The record is from RefSeq and is a predicted model, not a curated record. The transcript has a single exon.
AUGACGGACCAAAGAGCAAAAGAAAUUCACUAUCCGUGCAACUACUCAGAUGGCAAUUUUAACAUUGCAAUUGAUAUUGGUGGUAGUUUAGCUAAAGUUGUGUUUUCGCCCUAUGGAAGCGAGCGAUUGAUGUUUCAUACUAUUGAGACGGAACACAUUGAUAAAUUUAUACGAUUGUUGCAUUCUAUAGUGGAAAAUUACCACAGUGGUGAGUACAGUACUACAAGAAUACUCGCUACUGGUGGCGGAGCAUAUAAGUUUCAUGAACUUUUACAGGAGGAAUUUUCUGCAAUCAACGCGAUAGUACGCCUUGACGAGAUGGAAUGUCUCAUCAAAGGAUUAGACGCUUUCAUACAUGAAGUGCCCGAUGAAGUGUUUACAUACAAUGAUCAGGACGGCGCCAAGAAUGUGACACUGCCUAGAGAUGCCACAGACCCUGCAAGUAUUUAUCCCUAUUUGCUUGUCAAUAUAGGCUCUGGCGUUUCAAUCUUGAAAGUUGACGAACCGGGGCAGUUCAAAAGAGUUGGCGGAUCCUCACUUGGCGGUGGAACUCUGUGGGGGCUAUUGAGCUUGAUAACAGGUGCACAGACAUAUGACCAGAUGUUAGAUUGGGCCCAUGUAGGCGACAACACUAACGUUGACAUGCUGGUUGGAGAUAUCUACGGUACAGAUUAUAAUAAGAUAGGACUGAAAUCUUCAAAUAUAGCAAGCUCCUUUGGAAAGGUAUUUCAGAAGAGAAGAAAUUCAGUUACUAGUAAUAGGCCUCGUUCAUCUUCCACAGCUUCUAAUAAUAUAGCAUUAACCACAUCACAGACUGACAUUGCAUUACGAAAUAAGAAAUUUAAGAACCCUGAUGUUUGUAAAAGUUUACUGUUUGCCAUUUCAAAUAACAUUGGACAAAUUGCCUAUUUGCAAGCAAAGAUUCAUAAUGUGCAAAAUAUUUAUUUUGGCGGUUCCUACAUUAGAGGGCAUCUUACAACGAUGAAUACACUAAGCUUUGCAAUCGAUUUUUGGUCCCAAGGCAAUAAGCAGGCUUUUUUUCUCAAACAUGAAGGCUAUCUUGGUGCCAUGGGAGCAUUUUUAAGUGCUUGA